Messenger RNA from Seminavis robusta, 3439 nucleotides. The record is from the annotation of a GenBank genome assembly. Lineage: Eukaryota; Bacillariophyta; Bacillariophyceae; Naviculales; Naviculaceae.
CACUCCACUUCUGGGUGCACUUGCUUCGUGGUAGUCUCGGAAUGGGAGUUCAACGGCCUUCUGCAGGUCAUGCUGAGGCAAGCAAAAGAUCUCAUUCCGGGCCAGCAAGUUGAAGAGUUUUUGUUUUACCCCAUCUCUCAAGAAUACGGCAUGGCCUGCUCGACUCCAAAUUGGGCUGUUCGAGCGUUCGAGCCGCAGGACAGCAAUUGCAAAGCGACAAUGGAAAUCACAACCGCACUUGCGUAUACCGUCCACGACAAUACAUCAGCAACACAGCGACAAUUGACGCAGGCAAUUUAUCGGUUCGCCACUGUGGUUGUUGCAUUGCAUGGUUGCAGAGGACUUGCGUCAUCUUCUGAAGGAGACCAGGAUAGCUGGCAACUUGUAGAAGAAAACACAAGAACAAAAGAACGCGCUGAAGAGAAUCGAAUCGAAUCCUUGCGUUCCAUUGUCACGCUGAGAAGUCGAUAGUAGUAGUUGACCAUGACUCAGGUGAGCGUUGAGACUGCUGCUAUGGCGUCCACUACCAGUAGUGAGGUACCUUCCACCGCAGCAGAUACAACAACCGAAGAAAGCGACAAGGACAACCACAAUCGAUCGCGAGAUAUGACCGAAACCACAGAACCAGCUUCUAUUGAGUCCACUUCCUCCAUGGUGGCGGCGAGCAAUCCCCCCAGUACUGAGAAACCCAUGAUCAAUAAUACACGAGGCGACGAUGGGGACGAUGCAGCCAACCUACCGGCGGAAGAAUCACUAGCCGACACGGAAGUGGCGAGCAGCAGCAGCACUGGACCCACAGCGCCCAUGUUUUAUCGAUUGAAUGCCUUUCGACGAGAUACUGAUGACGAUGAAGACGACAACAAUACGGAUGGAUUCCAAGCGAUUCCAACUAAACAGUGCAAGAACACGAGAGAAGACACUGUCAGUACCACUUGCUCCUCCGCGGCUGGUAUUUCUUCCAAAUCUCGUGGCGUUCGCUUUAAGAACGUGUGUAUUCGUGAAUAUGAGAUUACCAUUGGUGACAACCCCUACUGCUCCUAUGGAGUACCCAUUUGUCUUGACUGGAAUCACGGAGACGAUGAAGUCAUUCCAAUCGAUUUUUUCGAAGCGUCACACAAACGAAGGCGUACAGCUCGUAGAAUGUUGCUAAACUCCUUCCAAAGACGCGACAUGCUGUGGCGAUCGGGAUAUCUAUUGGAGGACAUUGAAAAGGCAAUCAAAGCAAACGACAGAGAGAAAUUCAGGAGGUCCGUCACCCUAUACUUCCUACCACUAUUCCAUGUUCAGGAACUUUUAUACUUUGGCGCCGAAAAAAUCCUGGGAAAAGACAAACGCAAUGAAUCUCAAUUGGUCCAGGAAAUGGUUCAGAAACAACAAGCGGUUGAAAUACAACACCGACAACAGGACGUAAACGCUGCCGAAAUGGGAGGAAUGACGGUGGACAAAGAAUACGACGAAAACUCGGAAGAUCCUCCACGCCGACGAUUGUCCUUUCGAUCGACGUCAACCCGCGGUGGGCCUGUGCCCUACGGCGUCGAUGACUCGAUUCGAUCAUCGAGUGCUUAUUCCGAUGUUUCUCAUGAACGCGAUGAUCCGUACGCGGCGUCGGCGAACUCCAGAUACAGAGAGUAUUCCGUCCGGGUCGACCGUGGACAACACGACAAGGCAACUGAGAUUAUCCUGUGCAAUCUGCAACGACCACACAUGCGGGCUUUUCAUGCUGCAUGGUUCUCCUUCUUUAUCGCAUUUUUCAGUUGGUUCGCUGUCACUCCGCUCCUAGGAGAAAUCAUGGAAACCUUGAACUUGACAAAGGAACAAAUUUGGGUCUCGUCGUUGUGCGGGACAGCCGGGACCAUUAUCAUGCGUAUUAUGAUGGGCCCGCUGUGUGAUAAGUACGGAAGUCGACUCUGUAUGGCAUUCAUCUUGGCCAGUUCCGCCAUUCCAUGCGCCUUGACUGGGCUCGUGGAAACAUCGCAGGGCUUGUCCGCUGUGCGCAGCUUUGUUGGUAUCGCAGGGAGUUCCUUUGUGGCUUGUCAGUAUUGGACUUCGCAGAUGUUUACCCGUGAAGUCGCAGGAACGGCAAAUGCUUUGGUCGCUGGAUGGGGCAACUUGGGAGGAGGUGUGACGCAGCUUAUUAUGGGCUCGGCGUUGUUUCCUCUUUUUAAAUUGUUCUUUAGUCACGAAGACACUGACGAUCCGAGCGAUGGGACAAACAGCUCUGAGAUGGCAUGGAGGACUGUGUUCGUCGUGCCUGCUCUAGUAUCUCUGAUUACUGCCUACACUAUCGCCUACCAUUGCGAUGAUUCCCCCAAAGGAGACUACAGAGAACGCGUGCGACAGCAGGAGAUUAUGGUUGUCAGUCCCUCGGCUUCUCUAUGUGCUGCGGCUCAAAACUACAAUGUGUGGCUUCUGCUGCUUCAGUACGCAUGUUGCUUUGGUGUCGAGGUGACCAUGACGAACGCGACGGCUCUGUAUUUUCGAGAUGAGUUUGGUCAAACAACCGUGUCAGCUGCAGCCAUUGCCUCUGUCUUUGGGUUCAUGAAUUUGUUCGCCCGUGGUUUGGGAGGUUUUGGUAGUGACCUGUUCAACGCCAAGUACGGGAUGCGAGGCCGUGUGUCAUGGCAAGCAGUCACCCUUUUUAUGGAAGGAAUUGGUGUGGUUAUUUUUGGGUUUGCAGACACCCUAGCAGGUUCCAUUAUUGCCCUGAUCUUCUUGUCUUUUAUGGUGCAAAGUGCGGAGGGUUCUACGUUUGGUAUUGUCCCCUACGUUGACAGAAGAUUCACAGGGUCCGUUGUUGGAUGGGUCGGCGCUGGAGGCAACGUGGGCGGAGCCUGCUUUUCGGUGCUCUUUAUUAGGUUUGAAUACGAGAGAGCUUUCCUGUUCAUGGGGAUUUUGGCUUCUGCAAGCUCGGUUUUGAGCUUCUUCCUGAAUUGCAAAACGCUUGCACGGAACGCUGAAACCCUUGCAAAUGAAGGCAAGCGAGAUGAAGGGGGCCAUCAUCAUCUUCACAACGAGGCGAUUGGAAUGACACGCGACACAGCAAUAACUUUCGCGCAAUUGGAAGGACACGAAAAAACUCAUCAUGAUGAAAUUGUGGCAUGAAGAGUCUCUCUUUGUCAAAGAGAACGACUUUGGUGGACGCCAUGUCUUUUUCCAGGGUUUGCAGUUUUCCAUUUUUGAAUGCUUCCAUUCCAGAUUGCGCACAGCCUUCUUCGUGAUGUUUUUGCACUCACGAAAUUUUGUGGCAGGAGACUACCCCUGACAGUGUCAUGCUAUGCUGUAAGGUUUGGAUGUUUUUUGCAUGAGCUGUGUUUGCGUUUGUUUUGGGAGCCAGUCCUCUAUCUACACCAGUCAGCUGCUGGUGCAAGUUUUUGAAUUUCUUUGCAUACUACCAAUUCUGCGUAUAAUUUUUACAUAACAUUUUUUUUGUCUGCCUUUG